Molecule: messenger RNA, 11883 nt
Organism: Lymnaea stagnalis (great pond snail)
Lineage: Eukaryota; Metazoa; Mollusca; Gastropoda; Lymnaeidae
Source: the annotation of a GenBank genome assembly
GGGCGCGACUCUCAAAAGCAAAAUUUGCUAAGCAUAGAGGCAUGGGCAUGUUGUGAUAAAUUAAAAACAUUAGACUCAAAGAUGCAAGUUUCUUAUGCCAAUAACGUCAAGAUUUAUAACUUGAGUGCAGGAAAAUCACUGCCAGAGGUAAUGUCAGUCAGAAAGUGCCCCUGCCCCUAGCCCUGGUGUUGACUCUAAUUUAGUUCUAAUGUAGCACUAACAAUGAACAAUCACUUGAUUGAAUCAGGUAUGCCAGACUGUUGUUCUAGACCUGUCUACUGUUUACUCUUAUGAUUUUGGCGUACUAUGUUACACUAUACUAUGUACGAUUUUAUAAGAACUAUGAUUUUAAGAAAGUCAGUUGAAUGUUUAUUUUAAAAUAUAUACAUUUUUGAUUGUUUGCUAUUGCUGACCAUCCAUCUAUAAUUAGAUUACACUGAGCCUGAGAGGCAAAAGAAGUGUUGAAGUGGUGUUAAUUUAUUUAGAUUUUGUGUGGGCGCGGGGGGGGGGGAGUCUAAAUAUUUCAGUCUAGUCUAUAAAAUUAACACGGCCAUAUUUUUGUAAUGAUAGGUGGGUGGUGGUCUCGACCUAUUCAGCAAAAAUUCUUAAAUAUUUAUCGGUGUUGAUUUAUUUAUAUUUUGUGUGGGCGCGGGGGGGGGGGGAGUCUAAAUAUUUCAGUCUAGUCUAUAAAAUUAACACAGCCAUAUUUUUGUAAUGAUAGGUGGGUGGUGGUCUCGACCUAUUCAGCAAAAAUUCUUCAAUAUUUAUCCUGAAAGGCCAAAAAUAGCAUUUUUAUAUCUCUAAUUCUAAUGCAGUAUCACCUAAUGUUUAGUAGAAAUUAUGUUUGUGAUGUUGCCAUAUUAUAUAUAUUUUCACAAACUCAAACGAAGUCGCUAGCUUUACCCAGUAGUAAAGAUAUUAUUACGGUUAUAUUUAGUCCACUGUAUGUUCAAUGUGAUGUGACAUAUAACCCUAAUUUGUUGGGCUAUGUCAGUGGUUCUAAAAUGUUUGUUUCCCAGCACCUAUGCCAUGCCAAAUUUAGGUUUUCAUAAAAAAAUUAUGGUAUCUUUCUGCACAUUCUCUUUUGGGCACAUUGGCCUACAUUACUAUCAAUUUAUUGCCUUUAUCAUACACCCAACUUUUGGUCAAUAUAUGCAUUGUUUAUAAUUAGAUUAAGGGACCAUCUAUAAACAAUGGCAUUCGUCUCCAAAAAAAUAAAAUAGCUAAUAUCAUGCUGCCCUGAACCCUGAUUAAAUUAAUUAAUGAUAAACCAUGGCCGGAUUCUGAAGAAAAAAAAAAAAGAAACUUGAGAAAAUGAAUCUGGUUACCAAUAUGUGGGUUAAAUCUUAUCAGGUUAUAAAAUUAUUGAUUUUUUUGGGGUCUAUUUUAUUAAUUAAUUACCUAGAAUAGCCACUUGCUUACUCAGCCCUUGCAUGGUCACGGACUAAUCAUCGUCUUAUGUCUAGCUCGUUGGUCUGUAUUAAAUUUUUUGUAGAUCUUGACUUUGGUUUUAAAAUUAUGAUUUUUUUUAACCAAAAUAUUCUAUUGCUUCCUUUUUCAGUGGCUUACAGAGAGACAAAGAAGAAAGCUCCAAAACAAAGAUGAUGGUUAAUAUAGUUUUUGUACCUUAUUGAAAUGAACUUGCAUUUUUAAAACAGUAGAUUAACUUAAGAUUUUGAAAAAAAUAUAUAUCAUAAAUAAAUGAUGAGGAGCAUUUACGUCAUGAAUUGUAGUUUAAUAUCUGUUUAAAAAAAUACUGCUCAUGAUUAUGAGGUUCUCACAUAAUCUUAAAAUGUAAUGAAUAAAAAUUAUAUUCUCCAGAUGUUCGUCGUCGCCUGGAACUUAUCCAGGAUUUUGAAAUGCCAAGUGUCAGUGAUUGUGUAAAAGUCUCACCUGAUGAACAAUUUAUUUGUGCAACAGGUAAACUGUACACUAAUUGUACAGCUUGUUAGUUUUGUGGGUUUUUAAUUAGUGUAGUCAUAUAUGAACUUAAAUUUUCUUGAAUCACAAACAUAGGUUCCAUUUUGAUAUGAAAUUGAAUGUUAAAGGUAUGAAUGUGUACCAUUAGUAUGUUUGUAAGAAUAUAACUAAUCCAAAAACCAGUAGCCCAAGAUAUUAUCUUGAUGCCUUUAUACAAAUACAUUCCUUUUAGGUACAUACAAACCAAGGUUUAGGUGCUAUGAUGUUCAUGAGCUGUGUCUUAAGUUUGAGCAUGGCUUAGACUCCAGUGUUGUUAAUUUUCAAUUCCUCUCAGACGACUACAGCAAAGUAAGAACCUACUUUGUUUGAUGUUUAAGCAAUUUAUGUAAGACCUGAUUAAAAAGUCUUUGAAUUUGGCCUGUUAUCUGCGAUAAUGGUGGAUAAGGGAGUAAGGAUUUAUUCUGAUACUUAAAUAUUGUUUACUGAUCAGACUUAGAUGUUGAAUACCUUUACAUGUAAUGAAAAAGUGAAAUUUAAUUAUUCAAUAAUAUAUUGCUAUGCAUUUUUAUUAAAAAAGGACACAUCUUAAAUUUAAGACAAGGUAAACAAAAGUCCUAAAAAAAGUUUUGAUUACUUACAUGAUUUACUUAUCAUUCAGUGUUACAUUAUUUGGCAAGAUUACUUUUACUUUCAGAUUUGCUUUCUGCAAGAUGACCGAUAUGUUGAAUUUCACUCUCAGUUUGGUCGUCUCUUACGUAUGAGAAUUCCCAAAUAUGGACGUGAUCUAUCUUAUUACUCCCCUUCUUGUGAUAUGUAUUUUGUUGGGGUCAGGUAAUUAAAAUAUAUUUUUAGGAAUAGGACUAUGUUACAAUAAAGCACUUUCAAAAAAAUUACAUGUGUAAAAUCCGAAUACAGAAUUGCCUCCAUUUGUGCAUGGUCAUGAGAAUUUAUUAAGACAAUUUAUUCAGACUGUUUGGUAGAAUUUGAUUAUAUAUUUUAUUUCAUAAAUGUAAAUUCUAAGUUGAUCCAAACUGUGAAAGUUGAGAUUUGCUAAUUUUCAAAAUUUGCCUUUUUUUAAAAAAACUGUAAGCAUAGCACAAAAUGUAGAAAUAUUGUGUAAACAAAAGUGGAAUCUGACUUCAUUUAUCUGUAAAGUUUUUCUUUUAAAAAAUUAAUCUUUAAGAUUUCUUAAAUUCAUGAUUAUUCCACAAAAAUUUAGUAGAAACCAUUUUCGUAAUUAAUCAUUGCAGUUCAGAGAUUUACAGAAUCAACUUGGAGAAAGGGAGAUUCAUGAAACCUCUUCAAUCAAAUGCAACGUGAGGGUUAACUUUAAGUAGCAUGUUUUUUAACUGAAUCAAAUUUAAGGCAUAAUGGAUAUUUCCAUAAUUUAUAUAUAUAUAUUUCCAGGUUAGUUAAACGGUACUUGAUAUUUUGAUCAGUUAAAUUGAAAAUCAUAGCGGCACAUAUCAACUUAUGUGUUGUGCAUAAAUAAUAAUUCACAUGCUUUUUGUCUAAGAAAUUUGGUUGUUUUGAAUUUUUUAUCAAGAGUCAAUUUUUUUCAUUAUUUUUUUUUAAUAUGCUUGAGUAGGCCUAAGCAGUUUGUUUAUAGUUUGUUGAUUUUAAAGAACAAAUGUUAAAUAAAAUAAAUACGGAUUUUUCAGAGAGUUGAACUGCUGUGAAUUUAAUCCGGUGAACCAUCUUUUUGGAUGUGGGUCAAAAUUAGGUCAUUUGGAAUGUUGGGACCCCAGAUCAAGAACGAGAGCUGGUAUCUUAGAUGUUGCGAUAAGCAAUUUUGUACAAGAUUACGAGUAAGUGCUGCUUUAAUUUACGUUAAUGUUAAACAUGAAAAUAUUCUUCUUCAGUUAGACAAACAUUUUCAUGAUAAUUACAUAGAUCUUUGACAUUUUUUCUUUUGUAAGAUUUAAAUUCAUUGAAUGUUAAGUUGUAUUCUCUAACUAUGAAGUUAAUCAGUUAACAUAAAACAGCACAGGAGGGAGGUGUGGGAGUGUUUUUGAAAAAGGAAUGUCUCAACAUUUAAAAAAAAUUUCAUUCUGUGUUAAUGUAGUGUGUUAAGAGGAGGUCAGAGUUGAUGUUUACUGAUUGUAAUUCAUACUAUUUAUUUUGAAAGUGAUAUGGAAACGCAGUUUGUAACUAUAUAUGUGGUGAUCUGACUUAUGAUAUAUUAGUGAGGGGUAUCUCUCGUAUGGCACUCUGUCUAGGGAUUCAUUAAUUAAGCCAAAUUACCACACAGACAUAAUAACAUAUCUAUAUACAUAUAGUACAGACUGAAACGAAGUCUUUGUUAAAGGAGAAAAUAACUAAAAUAAUUUAUUGAAUAAUAAUAUUUACAAAUUCCUCCGUAAAACACUCUUGGUUCUUAAUAUAUAUACAUCAAAUGGAUUUCAUCCAAUUAGAAAGGUAUAUCAAUGCAAAGCAAGUGUCCCUAACAUACUGACGGUAUCAUCAUUAUAAAUGCUAAAUUGCUCAAGGUUCUAUGUUCAAUCUUGGUGGACUUAGCCUUUAAAGUUCUAGUUCUCAAAGUGUGGGAGUUCCUUCUGUUCCAGAAGCGUGUCCCUGUUCUGGUCUUCGGAGCUGUUCUAAACGUAGCGAAGUCGGAGUUCCCGGUCGUAGAUUCCGUGAGAUCUCUGCGAUGGGGAAGGUGACUCUCCAGCAAUAAAUCGUGGUAGUAAGAGUCCCUGGAUCUCGAAGUCCUUCUAGUAGCUGUCAGGUAGUUUGGUGUGGGACCUAAAUCAAUCACCUAGUUCCAGCUUCAAGGUCAGUUGGUCCAGUAAUAGAAACCAGGCUAAAGGCAAAAUUAUACAAAGUGGAUAAGUAUCCAGGCGACUAGUCAUAAGCUGACAAGUCCCAACAACAACAAAUUCAGAUAGAUGUUUGGAAGGUGACAUAGCUUGUAAAUAUACAUCCAAUUUUUGGAUGGAUUUAUAAGUCUGAUCAUUGUCGGUGUAAGCAUAUGUUGCUUCACGACAAUGUUGGACCAAGCAAGCAUAAUUUAAUUAAUGAAGUAUGGGACAUUGUAUCAUUAACAACCAUUAAAUUUACCGGUAAAUAGUAUACAUAUUGUCUUCUCGUUAAAAGAGCCAUGGGCGAUUAGGAACAACCUACCAUCCCCAUGAUGGGAUGGCGGCAUGUCGUAGCCUGUGGCAAAAGCAAUAAUAGAAUGCAUAAUAUCAAUAUAAUGUAAUAUAGGCAUUGUUAGAAUAAGAUCAAACACAAUCGAAUCUUUGCUACAUAGUUAUAUGAACAAUACAAGUGCAAUACCAUAAUAUCAAAAUCAUGGUUGCGUACUUACUAGUACUCUAGGUAACAGUCGCAGUUAAUGAUCACGCUAAUGAAGUACUAAUCCAAAUUCGCGCUUUGACGUGAGUUUUCUGAUGCAUAAAUGCAAUAACAACAAGGGACGUUACUCCGCUUUGCUGCCUCCAGGGCAAUACUGAGGGGAGGCACAGUAUUAUUUUCUCAAGGUUCAUCGCUGAGAGGGGUUGAACACAAAAUGCAUGCUUUUGGGGUGAGCAGCCUGGUGUAAGAAUGCGAAAACACCAAAGGAAAUCAAUGGGUUAUGCAACGGCGGGGAGACUUGAGGGGAGGGAAAGGUAUUCUUUUAAAAGGGUUUCCAAGUGGAAAAAAUUUUACUAAGUCCAGCCUCAAAUCGUCACAAUAUCAUUAAUCAUCUCUUAAGAUGGAUACUCUACAUGUUUUAUACUAUGGGAAGGAAACAUUAAUUGUUGACAAUAUCAGUAUAAUAAUCUCCCCUUGUCUUCCAGUGUUAAAAUAGUUCCAGAAAUUACAGCAAUGAAAUUUAGAGGUGAUGGCCUCACUGUUGGGCUAGGAACAAGCACAGGCCAUGUGAGUAAUCAUUUUUCCCAUAUAGGAAAUAUUAGACAAUUAAAUGUCUGCUUAGUUUGGGUAAUAUUCUGACUCACAUCAAUUGUUUCUGUUAGAUUUAUUGUUAAUGCUAUAAAGGAAAUGGAUGGCUUUGAGUUUAAAAUGCAUAAUUAGAUUAUGUACACAAUAAAAUAAUAAGGUGCAGUGGACUGAACAAAUAAAUUUAUUCAAGAACUUUCUAUUGCCUUUAGCUAAAGAUUGUUUUAACCUGUUAAGAUUUUGUACUGAGAUGAGUAAACAUAUUUAUAUUAUUUAUUUGUUAUUUCAAUUUUUUUUUAUGACUGUUUAUCCUUCCCUGUAAUAAUAUAAAAGGUGUUACUGUACGACUUACGGGCCAUGAAACCUUUUAUUGUGAAAGACCAUAACUAUGAGCUGCCAAUAAGAUCCAUUGAGUUUCAAGACUCCCAAGAUCUGGUUUUGUCGAUGGAUACCAAAAUUCUAAAAUUAUGGAACAGAAAUAAUGUGAGUUCAAGUCUGUGUUUGUUGAAAAUUUUAUAUAAAAUUUAUAUAGUCUUUUAAACUUGAGUGUUUAUUCCAGGUGUACUCUAAAACUGGCUAAACAUUGUUCACAUUUCAGGGGAAGCCCUUAACUGCCAUAGAACCAGGAGUGAAUCUUAAUCGAUUGUGUGUGUUUCCUAAUUCGGGCAUCAUAUUCUUGGCCAAUGAAGCCCCAAAGAUUCUUACCUACUUCAUACCUGUGAGUUCUUAGCUUCUUAAUUUUGAAGUUCCCAUGGCCUAUUAUAACUUUUAAAAAUUUUAAUGAACAACUGUACAAAUAUUAAAAAAAACACUAGACCUAAAAUUUGAAUUCAAGUUUUAACUUUUCAAAACAUUUUAGCAGAUUAUGCACUUUAUUCUGGGCGAUAUUAGUGACCAAAAGUUAGGCUGACCAAGAAAAAGAAAAUUAUAUCACUUGUGGCUCAGUAGUUUGAUUCUUAAUGCUAACUGUCUAUAAUUUCUAAUCAAGACUUUAGGUCCAGCCCCUCGUUGGUGUAGCAGCUUAGACAGUAUGACAGAAGAACUGGAAGAGAAAGCAGAGAGUUCAGGUGUGUUGUUGUGUAGAUUAUAAAAUAUUCAUGCAACAUUUAAUACAAUUUAAUUUCUAGUACAUUAUAUAAAUUGAAAUUUAGUAGCUUAUGGAGCUUAAUAAAAAAUAUGGGGUUCUGUAGAAAGACUGAAAUAAAUACUUUGACACCAGUUAGGAAAAUGGUUACAUUACAGAAUUUAAUCCUGGAAGUUUAUUAACACAAGUUGACCCCACAUUAUAACUUAUAUUUCUAAAUUCACAACACCCAGUAUAUGAUGAUUACAAGUUUGUCACUCGUACUGAGCUGGAAGAGCUGGGAUUAGAACAUCUGAUUGGGACCAACCUGUUGAGAUCUGUCAUGCAUGGAUUCUUUAUUGACGUUCGACUUUAUCACAAGGUGAAUAUGUUUCAAGUUAAAAUCAGGCUGCAAUGUGUUUCAACAGUACAUUUCUUGUGAUCUCUACAAAAAUAAUUUGAUUUGUAAUCUUAAGUGCAUUAGAAUAUUACACAAAAUAUGAUCUGAAAAUUUGACUAAUCUAAAGUAUGUAAAAAUUAUAAGAGUAUUAGAUUGAUAUGAAGGUUAUUCAUUAAGUGAAUUUUCUGUCGAAACCCAUCAAUAACGUCACAUAUAGCUAAAUUAAUUAAUUUGAGUGUAAAUGGAUAAAAAUUCACAUAAGGAACCAAUAUUUGUAUUACAUAUGUGGCAAGUUGCUAUUAAUAGUUUGAUAGCUGUGGGUAAACCCCAGGCUAUACUCUAACAUUUACACACCCACUGAAAUUAAAAGCAGCACAAUGCUGUGUGCUGGGCCCUAACCUUUUGUUUAUCACUGAUGAAUGACAAAUUACCAUCCCGUAUCUAACGUGACGCUGAUGUCAUUGUUCCCUUGUAUGUCCCAUACGACCAUCUGAUUUUUGAAUUGAUAAAGAAGAUGAAUUGUAGCUAUCAGCAUUAGUUCAUUUCACAGGUCUAUCUCACAGCUUCAUUUUGUCAUUUUUAUUCAGCUUUUCAUUUGGCUUUUCUUUGUUUUUCUAUUUCUGGUUACCAUAUUCUCAAAACAAAUAAAAAGCUAUAGUUCUCAACUGAACAACUUGGAUUUGUGAAAUAAAUUUCUAGUCAUUUCACUGGUCUAUCUGUCGGCUUCAUUGGUAAAAUGAAUGUUAUAUUGUUAUUGUGUGGAGUUCAUUUUAUUAUAUGUUUGUGAUUGAUGAUUACUUUUUAUUAAUGAACAUGUUAAGUAGUGUUUUAAUUUAAUUACUUGUAAAGCUCUUUGAAUGUACUCCUUAACAAUGAUAUCACCUUAUUUACACAUAUGACUGUGUUGCUGUGUGCCAUAUCUUGUAUAGACCAACAUAUACAUGCAUUCACAACUAAGAGCUAUGAAUAAAAUCAUUUUGGUUACAAAUGCUGGAAAUGCUCUAAAUAUCAAAUAAACAUAUUAUGUACACCAGUAUUAAAUUAGCAAUUAUGGUUUGUAGUGUUGAGAUGAACAUACUGCGUUGUGCUCAGGCUUUCAUCAAUCUGGUAUGUGCUUGUAUAAUCCUAACAGUCAUAUCAUUAUAGUAAAAACACUAUCAUGUGGUUGUCUUAUAAAGACCUUCAUGCAUGACAUUAUAAUAGUAAUAGCCAAGUAUCUGGAAUUGUAGGUUAACUCGAUCAUCGAGUACCUUGGGGUCUUUGUUGUAAAAAUAGGUAUGAGAUAAUUGCGAACAUAAAUAUAUUGAUUUUGUACUGGACGCCCUCCCAUCUCACAUGAUUUGAAACGCAGAACUGUGUGCAUAUCCCAUAAACUAAACACCACAGAAUAACUUCUCUAAUAAUUAAAUAUGAUUGUUUUUGGUCCCUUGGAUAUUCAUGGUGGGUCUACUUUUCUAAUAAACAUUAUUGCUGUUCAACUUAACAAUCCAAAAAGAAUAUGGGUCUUUAUGAAAAAUAUUGUUAUCUCCAAUUGAAUAAUCUGUUAAAUCUAGAUUUAUCCCUUGUUAAGUGAAUAUUAAUCAUACUUUGAAUAACUUGUAAAACAUUCAUUAUCCAGAGUCCAGAGUUAUCCACCCUUUUUAUCACUGGUUAUAUUUACUUAAAUGUUUGUCACUUUAAAUAAAUUAUACUAUAUAUGAUCUUUUCAGAUAUUUUCUAUUUUCUUCAGAUUUUCUUCCCCAUUUUUCUUGUUCUAUUUCUGGUUACUAUACUCUCAAAAUAACACCUUGGUUUUGUAAACUAAAUUUAAAACAGUAUUGCUUACCCAUGCCACCACUCACCACAUGGCUACACAUAAAAAAAUUAAUAUAUUUUCUACUUAAUAUUUUAUUAGUAUGUCUUUUAAUAAUUUUAAGUUGGACCUUACAGAAUAAUUGAACUUAUUUAUUUAUUUCAGGCUAAAGCAAUUGCAGAUCCAUUUGCUUAUGAAAAGUACAGAAAGUCAAAGGUCAGGGAGAAGAUUGAACAGGAAAGAACUAACAGAGUCCAACUCAAGGUAGGAUGUGUCUUCUAUUUUUAUUUUUUUUCUAACAAAAUACAUUUAAUUUACAAAUUGACUGUUGGGCUUUUAUAGUUUAGUAAAACAAUAACUUACUCAUUAAAAAAAUAUAGCUCUGGGAUCUUUUCCAGUUUUAAACUUUCAUUAAAGGUUUUACCAAAUUUAUUUUAAAAAAUGGAUACAUAAAAUCUUUCUUUUAUUUUUAAAUAUGUUAAACUUGCAUAUAAAUUGAGAUACUUUAUUUUAAUUAUAAACAUUCACUUCAAACACAGAAACUCCCAACUGUGAACAGAGAGUUGGCACAGAAACUUAUGGAUGAAGAUGAAGCCCAGAAAGCAAAUCCAAGAAAGAGAGAGGUAAUACUUUAGUUUUUGUGACCAUUUUUAUAAAAAAUACAAAUAAUUGAUAUUUUAUAUAUUUAUUUGCACAUUUUGUGUUUAUUUAGGUAACUAUGAAUGAUUAGAAUGAAAAGGCCUUUAUAAUUAAUAUGAUGUAAAUAUAUAUAUAAUAUAUAACAAAUUAUUUUUUAUGGAUUCUUUUUCCGCAAUGCCAAAAUGGUGAAAUGUUGGAUAGACAAAAAAACAUUCCUCUUUCAUUCAUGUUGGUUAAUUGUUAAAAGGUGAAAAAAAAUAAUCAUAGUUUGUUGGCAUCAAUUGUAAGGAAGUAUUUUUAUAUUUACGAAGGCAAAUGCUCUAGACAAAAUAAAUGUAGUGUAACUGUUUUUCUGUGUGCUUUCAGAACAAAGCUGUUAAAGGUAUACUUAAGGAUGACCGUUUCUCUGCAAUGUUCAGCAAUCCUGAUUUCCAAAUUGACCCAGAGUCUGAGGAGUUUAGACUUAUUAAUCCAGUCAUGUCAAAACUCGACAAAGCCAGAAAAAAACGAGAGGAGAAAUACUCUCUCACCAAACAGUUUAAAGCUGUGGAGGUAAUGUUACAUUCCAUCAAUCCUUCAGUUAAUAUUUAGUCUUACGUGUCAAGAAAUAAUCAAUUCUUAAAAAGAACUGACAGCAAGCUAAUAACCCAGUUACAUUUUGAAGUUGUCAGGAUAACUUCACACACAUUUCUUAAAAGCAAUUAGAAUUUAAUAACAGAUUUAAAAAACCCCUCUGAUCCCUUUACUGAUUUUGUUCUUCAUUUGAUCAUUAGGGUGAAGAUGAGCCAGAAGGACGUCCAAGUGAUGAAGAGGGAAGCAGCAGCUCAGAAGAUGAACAUACAUGGGCUCAAGAAGUCAGACAAGAGCAUCAAAAGGUGACAAGAGAAAGAAAAGCCCUGGAGCAGGCACAGGAUAGGGAGGAAAGGAGGAAAGCCAGGCUUUUUGAAAUUAAGGAUGGAGAAGAGAUUGGCGUCAAGAGUGACCCCAAUAAGAAAAAAGAUUCAAAGUGAGUAGCUGAUUUGAUACAUUUGUAUUAAUGAAUUAAAUAUUUUGAAUAAAAAAAAAAAUUGAAACAGUUUAAUGCCACUCAACAUUUAUUCUCAGACUACUUUUAGACCUGAAGGAGAUUUGGUUGAAACCCAAUUGGCUCAAUUUUAUAACUAAACAAAUUGAAAUCUGCUGCCUUGCUGAUAGGAGUGCUUAAUUUUUUUAAAAUUAACAUUUGAAAACAAUAAAUAAAUUCCAAAUUGAUUGAUAUUUACCAGCUUGUAUUAAAAUUAUAGUUUGGAUAGGUUUGUUUUAUAAAUUAUGUUUGUAUUCAUUUAGAAAACCUUUGGCUGAGAGACUCCAAUCUUUAGACAAAGAUAAGGUCACUUAUGUUGGUGGAUCACUGGGAAACAGAGAGAUGACAUUUUCACUGAGAAAGGUAUUUUUUUCCAUUCAGAAUUUGCCUUUCACCUUCUUUAACUUAUUGCAUUUACACAUGGGAGAUAGUAUUUUUCAUUUCUUAAAAUCUAAUUAUUGAAUUGCAAAACAUAUACAUGUUUUUUUUUAAUGAUUAAACAUUUGUUUAUAGGAAAAGAAAAUAAAUAAGGCAGUUGAAGAGAGGAAUAUUCACCAGUCUGAGAGAAGAAAACUUAAAAGAGCUGCUGGCACACUCCUUGACAAACCCAAGGCCAAAUUUUGGAUGGGAAAGAAAGUAAAAUAACUUACGAUAGGGGAGGGGGCGGCAGAAUGAAUGACUGAUGUCAAAACUCUUUGAGUCGUUAGAUUUAUAUGUUUGCUAAUGUAUUGAUGAAAAAAUAGUGGACACAUACCAAAAUUGUCUGUGUCAAUUUUUUUCGUCAAUAAGUUUAGAGCUGGAUUGUGAAAAAAAUGUAUGCAAGUUAUUUUGUAUUAAUUUUGUACAUAGGCCUGAAUGAGUUGUAAAAAAAGAAAUGAAUUUGUUUGUUGUAAAAAAAUUUUUUUAUAUGAGUUGUAUGUAAGUGUGAGGUGCAUUUGUAAAAUGUAUGAAACUAUUGUUUUCAAACGUUAAAUGAUGUGUGAAAAAUGCUGGCAAUACUUCAUUAAAUUCAACCACCAUGUAAAAUGUGUUUUUUUUUUAAUUAUUACUCGAAGAAAAUAUUUAAUACUACAAUGACAGUUAAAAAAAAUUCAAAUAUGCUAAUAUUUAUUUUUUAUUUUGCC